AUGGGUGGACCGAUUGCUGUUCUUCACCCGCUCGACCGCGCCGAUGGCUCAGCUUCAUAUAAGUGUCCCUCGACUGGAUCAAACAUCCUAGGAUCGGUAAAUGCCCCCAUCGAGCUCCCUGGGCGUCGUGAUGCCCUGAAGCCAGAAGAGGCCACCAUUGAGGUCUUCGUGAAACCGGGCACCGCUCCUGGCGGAGUUGGCGAGCGAUAUGUGGAGGGCAUUCUCAGAACCGCGUUGGGCCGAGUGAUUCUGGGCCGCGAAAAAGGAUACCCAAGACGAGGGGUUGUUAUCACAUUGGCUAUAGUUGGCGGAGAGAGCGUUGGCAGAGGAGGAUCGUAUCUACCGUUGCUCCCUGCCCUCCUCCACACUGCGACCCUAGCGCUCCUUUCGGCUUCCGUUCCAUUGUCCGUCACACUGUCUGCUACCGUUCUUGCCGUCAACUCCGCCGGCGAAAUCACUCGCGAGCCAUCCGCCAAGGAGGUGACGACUGCCACCUCUCUCCACGUGCUAGCAUUUACAUCGAAAGGGCACUUGUUGCUCAACGAAAGCGAAGGCACAUUUACUUUUGAUACCUGGGACGAUGUUUAUGAGCGCGCUCUGGCUAUUUGCCAUGGAAGUUCCACUUUUGGUUCUGACGGCGACGUGGCCAUGGCCGAGACCACAGAGGGCCAACCACUCGAUGGCAUAGUACGCGAUACCGUUGAAGAUCAUAUCCAUCGCGACUACGCCUGGAAAAUCGACGCGGCUUGA
This is a messenger RNA of Aspergillus mulundensis, 750 nucleotides long. Its product is annotated as putative exosome complex subunit Rrp46. Gene Ontology annotation, cellular component: nucleolus; cytoplasmic exosome (RNase complex); nuclear exosome (RNase complex). Gene Ontology annotation, biological process: poly(A)-dependent snoRNA 3'-end processing; rRNA catabolic process; U4 snRNA 3'-end processing. The transcript is spliced from 2 exons. Lineage: Eukaryota; Fungi; Ascomycota; Eurotiomycetes; Eurotiales; Aspergillaceae. The record is from RefSeq and is a predicted model, not a curated record. The coding region runs from base 1 to 750 and encodes 249 amino acids.